AUGCGGCUAAAUCACUUUCGUCCCAGGAAUGUCCUUUCUUUCUCCUUCUGCCCGGUUUUGGCAAACCAAACGGCUUCUUACUAUGGCGGAAAAAGAGCAGAUCUGAAAAAUCAGAGAGGUCCCAGGUCGGACCCGGUGUUCUUCGGACGCCAUCUUUUGUCCGGAGAAACAGGUGAAAACAGGGUGGUUUCAUACCCGUCCCUCCACGUGGUGCUCAGCCUCCUUGCCGCUGGCUCCAGCGUUUCCCCCCGCCGUCAGCUUCGCGCCGUAAUCGACUCCCAUAUCGUCGACAGCCUCAAUUCUGUAGCCGCUCGACCCGACGUCAUCUUGCCCUAUGGCGAUCUCGGCGAGGGAGCUCGGAUCCGUUGCGUCAAUGCCUUAUGGCUUGAUCAAUCCCUCACUCUGAAUCCCUCUUUUAAACAGAUUCUCGACUCGGAUUAUAGAGCCGCUCUGAACCCAGUGGACUUUCAGAACCAGCCUCCUCAUGCGACCCGAGAAAUUAAUUCUUGGGCGGAAAACGAGACAAGUGGCCUGGUUAAAGACUUUAUGCCUGAAGAGUUUCUAAGCAACUCGGUCAAGUUUGUCAUUACAAAUGCAAUGCACUUCAAAGGAGCAUGGAAAUAUAUGCCCCGUAUAAUAAGGAUAUGUUCUCGAGAAGAGAACAAGAACUUAGAGAUGGAUCCCUCCAUGAGUGCCAAGGGGAAUGCAUUUAAGGAUUUGAAAAUGGUUGAUCAACCAUUUAAAAAGCAAAGUAAAUAUGACUACAACCGUUCCAGCAGGGUAUGCUGUUACCCAUGUAAAGGUACUGAUCGAGAGCGUAUAGAACAUCUUGCAGAAAUCUUAAAGAAUCUAUCUGACCACCAGAAGACCCCAGAAUUUAAUAUUUCUUACGAGAUGGAAGUUUCUGAGCCGCUGAGGGGAUUAGGGGUGACAAUGCCGUUUGCUGGAGGAAAGUGGAGAGGGAUGUUUAGUUGUUUUAGAGGUCGUCAGAAUUUAUAUGUUUCCAGCAUAUUUCAGAAGUCAUUCAUGGAAAUAAACGAACAAGGGGCUGAAGCUGUGUCCGUAACUGCGGCAGUAGUAAUGUAUGGGUAUGUGUGUCCACCACGUCUACCUCCUGUGCCUAUAUUUGAACAUGAAGAUAUCUACCCACUCCACAUUUAUGAUGGUACUACAGCUAAAACAGAGUCUGUGAUUAUUAAUCUCAUCGAUCUUAUCGAAUAGCGUUCGUAUGUUAUGCUUCAUCCUCAUUAUAAUUUAGGUGUUUGACUCUUUGGUAUUUUUAUUAUUUUUUUGUCGUAAAACUCUGCUCUGAUAUUUAUAGCAGAGAAUAAAUCACAUGAAUUCACUGUUUAAUAUGCUUUGUUAGUAGUUUUUACAUGUGAAUAGUUUCAAAAAUACUUGAUAUUAAAGUAAGAUAGAUGAUGACAUUUUUUUUUU
Molecule: messenger RNA, 1437 nt
Organism: Neltuma alba
Lineage: Eukaryota; Viridiplantae; Streptophyta; Magnoliopsida; Fabales; Fabaceae
Product: serpin-ZX
Exons: 2
Coding region: 1-1221 (406 amino acids)
Molecular function (GO): serine-type endopeptidase inhibitor activity
Source: RefSeq, a predicted model, not a curated record